GUGCAUGAAUCUAAUUCUAAUAUAAGUUGAAAACCUUUUCUUCCGUACAUAUUUUAUUAAUAAUAUAAAAAAUAUAUAUAUAAUAUUAUUGAUUUUAAUAAGAAAUAUGAAAUUUUUAAAUUAUUAAUCUUUAAUAUUAGUGAUUUUAACAAUAACAAAUUUUAAAAUUAUUAAUUGCUAAGACAAACAAUUCAUAUUCAGUGACAUCUAUAAAAUCUUCGCUUUUAGCGACAUCUCACAUCAAAUCAAGAAUUUUUUAGAAGCAAUCUAGGUUAUUAUUAUAUUAUAAGUAAUAUAUUUAAUUUGAAUCUACAAAGAAAUUGUUUAUUAAUAUGUUAAUGCUUAGAAAAGUUAUUAUAAAAUUACAAACAUGUUCGUAUCAAGAAUUAACAUAUUGUACAAAGACUAUUACAGAAAAAAUCAGUCCAAUUAUUUCUAAGAAAACUUAUUCAGAUGAAAAUUUUUUUUAUCAAAAACCACGAGAAGUGUGGUUAGAAAAUUUAGAUACUAUUGAAAGAAAAAAAUUAGGACUUAUGUUCUUACACCCUGAUGUUUAUGGAACAGCUCCUAGGAUAGAUAUAAUACAUCAAAAUGUGCAAUGGCAAAAAAUGUAUCGUUUCGUGUCUUAUGCACAUACAAAAGUGCGUUCAGAAGUAAGAGGUGGUGGCAAAAAACCUUGGCGACAAAAAGGAUUAGGUCGUGCACGUCAUGGAAGUAUACGUUCUCCAUUAUGGAGAGGUGGUGGUGUUAUACAUGGACCCAGAUCUCCUACAACUCACUUCUAUAUGUUGCCCUUUUAUAAUCGUGUUAAUGGACUUACAUCUACAUUAUCUGUUAAAUUAGCUCAAGAUGAUUUGUAUAUUAUUAAAGAUUUAGAAAUUCCAUCAAAUGAAUCAUCAUAUAUUGAAAAAUUAAUAGAAGAAAGACAUUGGGGUCCUUCUGUAUUGUUUGUUGAUACUGAUGAUAUCAUGCCAAUAAACAUCACAGAAGCUACAGACACAAUAAAACAUGUAAAUUUAAUGCCUGUAUAUGGAUUAAAUGUUUAUAGUAUGUUAAAACAUGAUACUUUAGUUCUCACUGAAAGAGCUGCACGUUUAAUUGAAGAUAAAAUAUUAUAUCAUUUACACAGACCAGAUUCUCGUAAAGUAAUGGCAAAAUUUAAACUUAAUCAAUAAUAAAAAUUAAAAAAUACAGAAGUAAAAUAUAUUUAUUAUUUAUAAAAA
Apis mellifera (honey bee) is the source of this 1223-nucleotide messenger RNA. It is a transcript of the gene mRpL4, whose product is annotated as 39S ribosomal protein L4, mitochondrial. The coding region runs from base 333 to 1175 and encodes 280 amino acids. Lineage: Eukaryota; Metazoa; Arthropoda; Insecta; Hymenoptera; Apidae. Gene Ontology annotation, biological process: translation. Gene Ontology annotation, cellular component: ribosome. The record is from RefSeq and is a predicted model, not a curated record. The transcript has 3 exons. Gene Ontology annotation, molecular function: structural constituent of ribosome.